UCCUUAAAAGCAGCUCCGUCCUUCGCCGUCCCAUCCCGGCGCGGCCAUGGGGGAGGCGGCGGGAGGCAGCGCGGUCCCUCCGCCGCCGCCGGAGGCGGUCGGGGGACAAGUGAACGCCCUGACCGUACUGGCCUUGCUGGAGAAACUGGUCUCGAUGUUGGAAGCGGUUGAAGGGCAACAGCGUCAGAUGGACCAGAGGCAACGGGGUUUGGAAGGGGCAGUGAAGGGCAUUCAGGGAGACCUGGGGAAAUUGUGUCGAAGCCACGAGGCGACGGGGGAAGCGGUGGAGAAGCUGCUGGAGAAGUCACGGAAGGUGUGCGCGCACACGCGCGUCGUGCGGGAGCGGCUGGAGCGGCAGUGCGACCAGGUGCGGCGGCUGGAGCAGCAUCACGCACAGCUCCUGCGCCGGGACCGCUUCAAGGUGCUCAUCUUCCAGGAGGAAAAUGAGAUCCCUGCCAGUGUUUUUGCAAAAGAGCCCAUUCCCAGCAUUACAGAAGGGAAAGAGGAGCCUGUGGAUGAGAACAAAACACUAGAAGAAACCCUGCACACAGUGGAGUUGUGUUCAGAUGAUGAAAUGUUUCACGAGGAAGAUGAUGUGGAUGACAGUGCAGAGGAGAAAACCGAAGAAUCAAGAGCUGAGAAACUUAAAAGAUCCAGCCUCAAGAAGGUGGACAGCCUCAAGAAGGCAUUUUCUCGCCAAAACAUUGAGAAGAAGAUGAACAAGAUCAGCACAAAGAUUGUCUCACCAGAACGGAGGGAAAAGAUCAAGAAAUCACUUACUGUACAUCAUCAGAAAUCCUCUUCUUCAAAGAGUUCAGCUUUCAAAGUAUCUCCUCUUACGUUCAGCGUGAAGAAGGGCCGUGAAGGAGAAAGCCCUGCUGAAGCUGAGGACAGACCAACAGAAACUGCAAGCAAUGAGCAAGCUGAGAAUGAGGAUGAAAUGUCAUUCACUAACAUGCACUCAGAUAUGACACCUACCACCUCACUAAUCGAGGAGGGCAAAGCAGUAGCUGACUCACUAGAGAAGGAAGCCAGAAUGGAAGCUAACACCCUGAUAAACAACAACAUUGAGCUGUCCAUCGUUGAAGAUGAUGAAGAGUACGGGAUGCCUCUAGAAGUUUCUAGCCGGAAAGUGUACAACGAAAGGAACAAUCCAGUCGGCGGCGAAAUGGAACAAUCUGAUGAAGAAACGACCCAAGCAGCUGUCCUGCAGAUAGACCAAACAGCGUAAUCCCUCCAAGCCCUUCUUCACCUGCCAGAGCACACAGUCUUACUUAGGCGAGUAACUGGCUUCUGCUACACAGGCGGUAGUAGCAAUUCAGUUUCUUCCAUCCUUUUCUCUGCAGUGGUAAUUUAUUGCAUUGUGAUGGAAUGCAGAGUGAACAAGGUCAAUGACACAUGCUGCAACGUGCUCUGUUUUAGGCUGAGUCAGUGGCAUUUAUUAAUUUAGAGAUGCUGUCAGCUGGCUUAAGAGACUAGCAGGAAAAGAGUAUGUCUAGUAGAAACAAGCUGGUCAGAUGGCUUUGUUAUAGUUAGGUCAGAGGAAUGCAUAAAGAGUAGUCAAACAAACAUUUCUGUUCUGUUUUCUUCUCCCUCAGUAUUUCACAGCACUGAGAGUAGUUUUGUAUGUAAAUGUAGAAAUACCAAUGAGAACAUUUGAUUUGGGUUUCUGUGAAUUUCUCUGUGAAUACUAACAGCCUCAGUAACUGUGCACACACAUGUAGUUUGUCUGGGGCUUUGCUUCACAACACUAAGGCUGAAAGGACAACUGAAAAGUUGGUUAAAUCUGGUUUAGUGGAGGUAAGAUUUUUGCCAGCAGUCCCUCACCACUGAGAAGAAACGUGUGUGUUUAGGUGGAAACAAAAAGGUGGUUUCCAAUCUACCAGAGUUACGGAAGCAUGUUAACAACCAGCAUGAAUGUGUGAUCAGUUACUUUGGGGAUCAGAAAUUGAAAACUUAGAAGGAAUUUGAUAGAAACAUGGAGAUAGUCUGAAGAAAGUGUGAAAUGCAAUGCAAUGUAAAAAAGCAAAAUUAACCCACCCACAACAUUAAGUCUAUACUCCUAGCUUACAGGAUAUAUACUCAGAAAACACUAAUUCAUUAAUUCUUAGUCUUUAUAGCAAUAUACUAUCAAACUUUGUGCCUGAACACCUUUGUAUCACAGAGUAUUUUUAAUAUAGCAUAAUUUAUCUUUUUACAAAUUAUUUCAUAUAGAGAGCUAUAUCUACACAGAAGAGUUAGAUAAUUAUGGGGAUGUAAGGACUGUUUUCUUCAAAAAAGUGAAAUACUCUUUUAGACAUGUCUAAAGGGAACAGUGUGUUAUGGAUUGAACCUCGUGGCAGGGAUGAGUGUAUGUAAGGACAACCCUGCAAAGCCACAGGGAUUUGAUUCUCUGCUCAUAACUUUCAUCAAAGCCACCUAUCUGCUCUCAAAAUUACAAGUCUGUAAUUUUGCAAAAUGAACUGAAAAUGAGAGGCUACAGUGUGGCUUGUUCACUGUGAGUGUUCAUUCCUGUCACUUAAGGGAGAAGGAAGGAAAGGGAAGCACAAUACCCACCGGAGUUACCUUACAUCCUUGUUUGUUUAUGCAGUGGGUUAUUUUUAUUUUUUAUAUACAUACAUAUAUAAAAUUCUACUGACAUUUAACAUUGCACUAAAAGGUUGCUUCCUUCAACUUGUACUUAGAAUCACAAAUUACACAGGAAACAAAAACUACAGCAAAAAUACCAUUAAGAAAUGAUUAACAAUAUUGCUCCAAAGGGGUAAUAUCUGUAACCAGCAAAAAACACUGGAAAUUAGUCAAUAAGAGCUUAGGGUAGGAGAGUACUAUUGAGAGUUAAGCUCUUAAGUGUAUAGCAUCAUACAGGAGAUACUCUUUGAAAAAAAAAAACAUGGCAUAACUCGUGCAGCUAUAUUUUUAUUUUGUAUUAACUACAAUGGAUUUCAAUCAUUUUUACUUGUAACUAACUACAACUAUGACAAAUAAAAGCAUAAUAAAAAGCA
Molecule: messenger RNA, 3002 nt
Organism: Colius striatus (speckled mousebird)
Lineage: Eukaryota; Metazoa; Chordata; Aves; Coliiformes; Coliidae
Gene: CAVIN2
Product: caveolae associated protein 2
Exons: 2
Coding region: 47-1231 (394 amino acids)
Cellular component (GO): cytoplasm; caveola
Molecular function (GO): protein kinase C binding
Source: RefSeq, a predicted model, not a curated record